AUGUCAGGUGCAAGGAGAUGGCUGGAGGAAACUCACUGUCCUUUCCCUUACUUCACUGAACCAACUCUUUCCAUUUACCAGAAACUUGGGUUGAAAAGGUCCAUUGUGUCUGUCUGGAACUCAACAGCCCUAGGUUUUUAUGGUGCUCAGAUGGCCAAGGGGACACCACUACCAAAGGCAUAUGCAGACAUUGAGGAUGACCCACACCAAAUGGGCGGGGACUUCAUCGUGGACAAACAUGCAAAACUUGAAUUUAUAUAUCAUAGUAAAGUGCCAAGCGAUAGGCCAUCUGUAGAUCUCAUUCUUGCAUCAUUGAAGAGAAUGAAUCAGCCUUAA
Messenger RNA from Penaeus chinensis, 336 nucleotides. RefSeq lists its product as uncharacterized. The coding region runs from base 1 to 336 and encodes 111 amino acids. The record is from RefSeq and is a predicted model, not a curated record. The transcript has 2 exons. Lineage: Eukaryota; Metazoa; Arthropoda; Malacostraca; Decapoda; Penaeidae.